AUGGACAUGCAGGCACACACGCACGCGAUCAUGUUUCCUAUUCCAGAUGUGCGGCCGCUUCGAGAAGCUAUCCGUCAGGCCUGGUGGGAGAAGAACUUAAGGCCAGACAUUCUGUCGGUGGAGCUGUCGGAGCCGACACUGUCCACCACGUUUGUUGCCGACGGGAACGAAGACCUCAAGUUCGUGCUAGUCUGCAAGGAGGCUAAUUUGUUUUACAAGGAGUCCCAGCUUGCAAAGCCAGUGCCAUUCGGAAGGGUGUUUCGAGACCCCAGUGUCAAAGAGGAGGGCUUUGACUUGCCGAGCCUGGAGAUCUCCAUCAGUCCGAGCAACGAACCUUCGCCACUGGAGACAGAACUGUGCGAGGAAAGCAUGAUGCCAUCUGUGAUGUACGAGACGCUGCGGGUGCCUCCGCAGAAUGCCCCUGACUGCCCCUUCACCGUCCACUGCCUCUGCUACGAGUCAAACGAGAUCAGCCCACCACGCACAACACGACUACAAGAGCAGGGGACCCAAGAAGGCGCCAAGAGUGACAAGAUGGUGCAGCCCAGCGACAAGGCGACGCUGCGCACCUUCAUCGACAAGACUGCAAGCAACUGCCGCAUCCAACUAGAGUUUCUGCUGCCCUCGGUGGAGCUGACUAUGCCUGACAAGCGGUUCUACGAAAUCAUCUACAACAGGCUUACCAUGGACUUGGUCCUGUGGGAGCCGGUCGUCUCUAGGCUAGUGGCAAGCGGUGACUGCUCGAUCAUUGCCUCCGGCGGUGAUGGGGCUUCGUUCUAUCCCGACAUACGUGCCCCCGGCCAGCUUGUCCAGCAAAGCUCCAUGUUCCAGGAGUUCCACAUGUGCCGGUCGGGAAACAUGCUCGAGUCUGACAACGAGUCCGAUGACGCACCGUCGAUGUUUCACUCGGUGUAUGACAACCAGAGGCGGUCGACGAUGAUCCGUCCCGACCGUUCCCACCUCCAAACGAGGGUCGCACCCUGUCGGAGUUGGCAGACGCAGCUCGUCAUCAACGUUCACAUCACUAAUGGCACUGCCACCCUCAGGACGCCUCUGCGGGAUUCGGAUGGCAAGGUCAUGUCCAAGUACCACGGUCACCUGCGCGUUGCUGUCAAGGAUGCACAGCUGUUUGUGAGCAGCAGUCACCGCGGCGACCCAGACGUCAACUACAUCGUCUUCAACGCGGGCACGGCCAGUCUUCACCACCAAG
Rhipicephalus sanguineus (brown dog tick) is the source of this 1210-nucleotide messenger RNA. RefSeq names its product autophagy-related protein 2 homolog A. The annotation marks the transcript as partial. Gene Ontology annotation, molecular function: phosphatidylinositol-3-phosphate binding. Gene Ontology annotation, biological process: reticulophagy; autophagy of mitochondrion; autophagosome assembly. The transcript is spliced from 8 exons. Lineage: Eukaryota; Metazoa; Arthropoda; Arachnida; Ixodida; Ixodidae. Gene Ontology annotation, cellular component: phagophore assembly site; extrinsic component of membrane. The record is from RefSeq and is a predicted model, not a curated record.